CGCGCGCGGACGUAUCGUACACUACCCUGUUGCGAAUAGACAGAGAGGUCUAUACUAAUAUCAAGGUGCCAGAGUGAGACACGAACACGCGACGCUCAAUUUCAACAGGACGGCAAGGAACGUAAUACAAUGUGUUACUUCAGCAUAAUACUGAUUAUAUUCGAUUUAAGUGACCGGUUGUGAAGAAUUAGUGAAGGAUGGCGCCGCGAAUUGUAAAAUUGUCAAUAUUACUCACGUUUUGUUUAUCUGGAAUCACUAUUGUGACAGGCAUGUCGGAUGUUUGGGUGGAGCUGCGGGCGCCGCGCUUCGUCGUCCAUCGGCACAGCGCGGUGCUUCGCUGCGAGCACAACGUCGACCCUGACUCUCUCUACAAGGUAGUGUUUUUCAAACACGGUCAAAGGAUAAUGAAGUACGUGCGCGGAAGGGAUCCUCCCUUUGAGACCUUCAAUUUUACCGGCGCUGAAAUUAACUUGAUAAAGUUAACACCUACUUCCAUAACGUUGGAGAAAAUGGAUUUCUCGGCUUCGGGUUCGUACGCCUGUGAAAUUGCACUCGAGACGCCUUUGUAUUCAAAAGUGUCGAAAAUUCAUGAACUGAAUGUUAUUGUCCGCCAGAAGUACCGUCCAAAAAUUAAAAUAAAACACAAGAAAGUAUCGUCCAGUGAGAACUUAGAAGCGACUUGUCAGAGCGCCCCCGCUCACCCCGCACCUCACCUCACCUGGUUCAUUAACCAUAUGAAGGUAGACGAAAGAUUGAUCGAACCUCACGGAACUUGGAAUGUCCACCGUCAUCAUCACGGUAUGCCGCUGUCGCUCACUAAUUCCUCGCUCCACUUUCCGUUGUCCAGUCUCCAGCUGUUCCCCAAUCAGACAGUGGAGAUAACAUGUCUGAGUACAAUACCAAGCUACGCGAAUCUCGGUGAAGGAUUUGCGGAUAUACAAAAUCAUACGGUUACCGUUAACGUAAUCCGUAUGGAACCGCCGCCCACUCAAUUACCGGUGAAGAUCAUCAGUCCUGAACACAAUUCUUCAAAUCGUUACAACAAUCAGUGUGUGCUUAUAAUUUUAAUGUAUUUGAUGUGCUGUUAUACUAAGAUGCAGUGA
Molecule: messenger RNA, 1103 nt
Organism: Papilio xuthus (Asian swallowtail)
Lineage: Eukaryota; Metazoa; Arthropoda; Insecta; Lepidoptera; Papilionidae
Product: cell surface A33 antigen
Exons: 8
Coding region: 198-1103 (301 amino acids)
Source: RefSeq, a predicted model, not a curated record